Molecule: messenger RNA, 8717 nt
Organism: Paramuricea clavata
Lineage: Eukaryota; Metazoa; Cnidaria; Anthozoa; Malacalcyonacea; Plexauridae
Source: the annotation of a GenBank genome assembly
GUUAUUUUUACCCAGAAAUUCAGCCAAUAUGUCUAUGCAGCCGUAUUCUGAUGAAGAGCUGAACUACUUCAAGUUUGCGUCGAUUGUCCUAAAGGAAUUCCCAGAUGCUUUGCGUAGCAUCUUUGUAGACAUGUGGGACACCAAUGUUGCAGCAAGUUCCACCGUUUGGGAUGACUCCCGUUUUGUACGCAAUAUACUCCACAACAAUGAGGCUCCAAACACAAAAAUUCCCACGAACAGCUCAUUUAAAGAGUGGGACUGCACUGCACUAUUUCAAGCCACUCUGUAUGCAAGAACAUUUGCGCUACCAGACAGCACAGGAAAGAAAAAGACGCUCGGAGAAAUGUAUUUAAAAGGACGAAAGCCAGCCCCUUCUCCAUUCCACUCUGCAGUGACAAGCUCGAGUGGAGAUGCAAAUGAAACGAUUGCACUUGCCAUUGAUCAGCUUCGUCUUUUGCGAAACACCCUUUGUCAUACAUCUAAUAAAGUCACGUUCGAUGACUAUGUUAAGCACGCCAAAGAUGUGUUCGCUGCUUUGAAUUUUAGCACGAUAUCUCUGGAGAGGAUUGGCAAUUUGAAAGAAUCGGAUUUUCCUACAAAGGAAGCACAAAAAGUCAAGGAAAAAAUCAAUCGUCAGAAAAAUGAGUACUAUCUGUUUCUCCAAAGCAACGUUAUAGAUGAAAUAAGUGGAAUGAAAGAUGGAAUGAAAGAUGGACUGAGUGAAAUGAAAGAUGGAAUGAGUGGAAUGAAAGAUGGAAUGAGUGGAAUGAAAGAUGGGAUGAGUGAACUAAAAGAUGGAAUGAAAGAUGGAAUGAGUGGAAUAAAAAAUGGAAUGAGUGGAGUGAAAGACGGAAUGAAAGAUGGAAUGAGUGGAAUAAAAGAUAGAAUGUGUGAAAUGAAAAACGGAAUUGGUGAACUGAAAGAUGGAAUGAAAGAUGGAAUGAGUGGAAUGAAAGAUGGAAUGAGUGAAAUGAAAGAUGGAAUGAGUGAAAUGAAAGAUGGAAUAAGUGGAAUGAAAGAUGGAAUAAGUGAAAUGAAAGAUGGAAUGAGUGAAAUGAAUCAAAAACUGAAUAGCGUCGAAGGAGUAUUAACACAGACAAAAGAAACCACAGGUAUGUUGUUUAUGUAUAAUUAUAGUAUUAUACCUCAACAAUUGAUUUUCCAAUCGGAAAGCUGCAUUUAUACCAUAUGAUCAAUAAUUUUAUCGUUGAAUUCCUUCAGCCUCAUAUUGAUCAUAAGUUGAUAUGCCUAGCUCCAGUGGGGGUAAUAGCGAACUUAAGCAAACUUAAUCUAGUACGGGGACGUGUCAAGUAACUGCCUUAAAUUUUACACUUUUAUAAUUGUAAAGAACUACAAGAUGAAGUGUGUGGAAUAAAACAUAAAAUAAGUGGAGUGGAACAUGAGGUGAAAAGAAUUAAUAAAAAAUUAACACAGACAAAAGAAACCACAGGUAUUUUGUUUAUGUAAUACUUUACCUUAAAAAGUGAUUUUCCAGACUGAUGCGCACCCAUUCUCGUCCCCAGAGCAAUUUUCACUCGGUCACUCGUUGAAAAUUAGGCUCUGGGACAGACGACUAUAGGAAGAGAUCUGAUUGGCUUCUCAGAGAACUGCUAUUUCGCAGAAGUUGAGCAGUUUUCGCUGAGCAAAAUUAUUCUAUCAACAUAUGUCAACACAAAUACUUCGUUUCUUCUUAAUACUUCACUGUGAAAAUUCUUACGGGUGCUAAAGUGUCCCAAUUCAAGAGAAUGCUCUUUGGAAACUACUGCAAGUUUUCUUGCACUUCCGGUUCCGUGUGUCUCAGGGUCUAGGGAGGACGAACGCGGCCGAGAGGCCCUGGGGACGAGGAUGAUGCGCAUGCAGUUAUGAAUAGAAUGUAUACAGUCCCUUUUGCCCCACACCCUCUCCCGUGCCAGUUCCCCAGUCCUCCCGCUGCAUGGGAUCGAUUCCCAUCCGCGCCCAAGUAAAAUUUUUCUCUGAUUAUCCGAUCGAUUGUCGCGUCACACUUUGUUAUCAAUAAGAUAUCUGCAAAUGGUUUUUAGUGGAAAAGAAGGUAUACAUUGGUAUUCUUGUUUUCUUCGACUAAAUGUGUACCACGCUACUAAUAUGCAUUUCAAAUCAUGCAUUUCUUGUCUGUUUCAAGUAAAAAUGCCAUAUAAUAAACGUUUUAUUAACCUCGCUUGCUCGUUAUAUACAGAGAAAUAUCGGACCUCAGUCUUUUUCAGUGACGUAACUAGAGGGGGGUCACGGGGCCGGGCCCCCUGGCAAAAUUAUUGCCCCCCGCUGGGAAAACUCAAAGUUAGACUUCAUGGUUAAAACACCAACCGAGGGCAUUUUCCUUUCUUCUUGGUUAAAACACGCGCGCUUAAUUUAUAUGCUCAAACUUUUCUGUGUUUGGAAAUUUCCAAUGUCGCGUCCUGUUGGCUCCAUUUGUAGUCUCUUAAUCGAAACACAUAGAAAGUUUUUUCAGCUUUUAACAUUUUCAGCAACUAAGGAGAAUUUGGUAAAUUAACUUACCAUUAUUCGAGGCAUUCCUCUUUGAUUAUCAAAAUAACAACAAGCAAGUUGGUCGUACGUGCAGGGUUUUACUUUAUCAGCUAACCCAUCUAACAAGGCAAACUUAUUAAAUAGGUUAAUCAAGGCCGUAGCAACCAAGUGGGGGGGGGGGGGCUGCGUCCAUCCCACAAUAAGUGGCUCAUUAUAUCCAUGAUAAACUGCAAAGAAUGAAGAUAUUACCCAUACGUUCCUGCAACCUAUCCAAAAUAUAGUUAAUUAAACACGCCUUCGCCCAGUUAGUACUACUAAAUUGUAAAUUUCGUACUAAUACAUUUUUUUCUGACCAUCAGAAUUCUGUCAAAUCUUCCCCAAAGUUUAGGAAAUGGCAUUUCAGAGACUCUAAAUUUAAAAAUUUCCUCGGGCUUUCGGCCCUCGCUUUCAGCUCUCCCAUGCAAUCACUAUAUAAGAGUUUCUUACGGCACUGGUUAACGUAUGGCUCAUUGUGAAUAUUUUAUUCCUUAUAUAGCGUUGUUAUACCUUUGGUAUUCAAUUUAAUGUUUGUUGUAUUUGCAGUUUUACAAUUAAACAAAACUAAUUUGGUGUGCCUAUGUGUACGUACUUUGUUUUCUUCUUUUCAGUUUUCAUCUUGUUUGAAGUGCCCCCCCCCUGAAUUUUUUGCGGCCCCCCCUUAACCAGAAAUCCUGGCUACGCCACUGGCCUUUUUGUACAAACCUCACCCUACGGGCUCGGUCUGUACAAAAAAGUCCUCGGUCCGAUAUUUCUCUGUACAGACCUCGCGUUCGGUUAAUAAGACGUUAUUAAUACGUCAAAUUUGACCAGUCGACUUGUAGAAUUGGUAUAUUCACUCGUACAAAAAUACUGAAAGCUAAUAUCCUGCUAGUAGAGAGCCAAUUCAGAAUGUGGAAUAGCUUAGGGACCAUUUAGUACUUAUGACCGGGGCUGGACUGGCAAAAAAGGGGUCGAUCAUGAGUUAUUUUUGGCCAAAAAAGGGGGGGUCACCUAAAAAUAUUGGCUCAGAAGGGGAGGCAGUCCAGUUAUUUUAUUAUAGUGGGGGAAACUUGACAUGUAACGUAACGAUUAUUGCUACCUCAGGGAGCGAGCAAGGCAGCAAAUUUAAUUCAUGUAGCUGGCAAAAUUCUCAGUUUUAAUCAAUCAGUUUUAAUCAGCUUAUAUGAAAAACAAUCGAACAUCUACCUUAUAACUUUUGCUAUGAACUUGCCAUAAAUUUUUGUCAUGUUUUCCUGAUGUACAUUUUAAUAAAAAAAAAAAAAGUCACGAUAACGAGUGAGCAAUGUGGCAACAUUACGUCCAGAGCGAGUUUGGCGUAUGCUAUAGUAUAUACAUGGUUUAAUUUAGUAAGCACAUAAUGUAUAGUACUUUGUAGUGCAGAAAAUACACGGAAACUGAAUUCUAAUUUUUAAAACAGCAUUUUUUUUAUCAAAAUACUUCUGGCCAGUCUAAAGUUUGGAUUAGCAGAGUUUGUUCUGAUUAAAUAGUUAUAUUGUUAAAGCACAAGAAAAUGUAGAUCUGAUGCCUGGUCAUGUGUCUAUGUAUACAUCGGCGGUGGUUGUGGUGGUGGUGGUGGGGGGUUACUAUUUUUUAGAAUUCACGUGAAGGGGUCAUUGAAUUUUUUUGUGAUGCAGAGGUGGGGGAAAAUCAUUUUGUUUAUUUGUUAAUUGAAUUUUGCCAGGCCAUCCCCGGGCAUAAAUAAUAAAUAGUCCCUUUUUGUUUGGUAGUAAGAUAGUUGUCUAUAUAAUAAUACUGUAUGCCGCUUUCUUCAUCACGUAUCGAUUUAGGAUCAUCAUCCAUGGAUAAUUUAUCCCUGGAACCACAAUUGGUCAUUGUCCUUUAAGGUGGUUGGAUAUAUUAAUACACACAAAAUCCCUUACACAAGAAUCGCAAAAACAAAACGUUACGCUAUAUGAACAAAUCCUAAUAUUAAUCAGGAAUAGGCCCAACAUAUAUAUGACCUGACGUGGAGACCUGCAUGCUCACGUCAUCUCGCGCAAUUGUACGUGGUUAUAACGCGUUCCAUGUCAAUUGCUCACUCAUGAAUUAUUUCGUGCGGUGACCUAUGUUGAAAUUUUGCACGCUGUAUUGUCUACCUCCUCCGCAGGCCUUUCAAAAAUAUAAAAUUGGUGGGAAACGAACGGAAAGGCCUGCGGACUAAUUUUCCAAAAUGGCGGGAGCCACAAACCGAAUUAUUUACCAGAACAAUAUUAAUUAUUAUUAAUUUAAAGUCUUUAACUACUUCUGAUUAGACCGCUUUUCGUAUCCACAAUAUACAUAAAAACAGAGAAUACUGAACAAACAAGCAUACAAUGAUUUAUAAAAGAGAAGCACGUAAAUAUCACUGAGUUUAUAAUUUGCAUAUUACAAACACGCAGCGCUUUUACAUGUAGCACGUCGUAUGGUAGGUAGGUAGGUAAUACUUUAUUUAAAAUUAACAGAAAGAAGAACACGCUAGCCCCAUCAACUCUAGGCUGGUUUCCAUGGGGGGCGUGUUUAGAUCUUAAAAAUCAUUAAAAGAAAAAUUUAAACCAAAUAUUAGUACACACAUACUGUACACGUUACUAUAUACAAAUAAUUAGAAAGCAUGUCGCUGUCCAACAAUUGAUUUAAACGAAUGAGGCGACUCGGCCAAUUUUGCUUCGUUUUGGAGUUGAUUCCAGAGCAUAGCGCCGCUAUAUUUAAAACUUUUUUUAAGAAAUUCUCGUUUCGGUUUAGGAAUUGUUAGAUCAGUUGCUGUGUUUCGAAGAUGAUAAUUAGUUUGAUCUAUUUCUCUUCUCACGAAUGACCCCCGGAGACCUGCCGCAGUGUGGUCGUUAAGUAUUUUAUACAUUAAUACUGACUUGGCACCAGACCGCCUAUUUUCAAGUGUAUCCCAAGAAAGCAUGUUGAGAAGAUCAGCUGAGCGAGUAUCAUAAUUAGCACCCGUUACGACUCUUGCUGCACGAGACUGAAAUCUUUGCAACUUGUCUCUUAGCAACUUACCACAAGUGUCCCGAAGGGGGGAACAAUAAUCAAAGUAGGGCUGCACAAGACUUUUAUAAAUCGAUACUAAGGUAUGCAUUGGAACAAAGGGCUUUAUACGUUUCAUAGCGCCAAUAGCAGCGCUCGCCUUCUUGCAUAUCAUUUCAAUGUGACUAUCCCAAUUAAGGGUUUCAUCUAGUUUUACUCCUAGGCACAUUUGUGUAGCAAUUCGUGAUAUGGGUUUUGCAUUAGCCACAACGGGUUCCUCAAACAUUAUAUUAUUAAGAUUAUACGGGGAGCCAAUAAACAUCAUUUUACAUUUUGAUGGAUGCAUCUGCAGCCUAUUUUCUUUAAGCCAGUUACAGACAUGGGCAAGAUCUGAAUUUAAAUAUACAACAAGUUCAUUUGCAUCGUAGGAAGAUGAAAAGAUUUGAGUAUCAUCCGCGUACAUGCAUGGAUUAGUUGAUUUCAAACAAUCGGGCAAAUCAUUAAUAUAUAAUAGGAAUAGCAGUGGUCCCAGUAUAGAUCCCUGGGGCACUCCACAGGUGAUAAUUUUAUUACUAGAUAAUUCUCCAUUAACAUUACAUUGCUGUUCUCUAUUUGUUAAAUAUGACUCAAAAUUUAUUCCAUUUAUAUUUGUCUUUUAUACAGUGUACCCAUUUGGCCAAAUGAUAGAUUCACGACGUCUAUUAUCACUGUCGCUUGUGCUUGUAAAACCCUCCAAUAUUUGAAUCUGCUCGUCGCCUUUAUCGGCCAUAACUGCCAAGAUAUAUUUAGAAAAUACUCGCAAAACAGGAUUGGCAGACGAUGUGCCAUAUUUUCAAGAAAUUUGAUCCAACCGAGUAAUCGACACUAUAUGCCAAAAAAUCGACAUGUUAUUCAGCUUCGUCUCAGAUUUCAAAUUUUAACCAGCGAACGGGCAUACUGCUUACGGGUUGUAUGGCCUGAGGAGGAGGUAGCUGUAGUGUAUACUGCAAAAGUCUUUCAAUAUACCAAAAAUAAAACAUCUGUAAUGCAAAAAAUUUUUAUCGAAAAAAACGAGAAUUUUGGGCUGUUUUUUUUUUUAAAUGACAUCGCAUAUUUUUUGUAUAUUGCUUAUAGUACUGUAAUAGUCUAUGUUGUAAGUAAAAUAUUCCAUGACAAAAAUUGGGGAUCACCGUGCUUCUUUCCCAAACACACAAACCAAUAGGCUAUUGUAGAGUAAAUUUCGUAAGCGCAUGUUGCUAUAGUAACGAACUCCUACUGCCCCCGGCACAGUCUAGACCUGCGAUCUUUAGUUGACUGGCGGGAUAGAUUCCCAGGAACCGCCAACGUGCAUUAUGUGCAUGGUUUCACUUUGCAGAUUCUUCUGUCUCGGCAAAUAAAAAUAAAACUCUCUUCCGUCUGUCACUCGGCCCGUCCGUCUGUCAAUCUUAUUUUUCGUUGUUAUGUUCAUUUGUUUAGGCCAAUGCACCACCACGGCGGAUUCCGAAUUCAAAGUUUUUAACGAUGUUCUUUUGCUCACAGUGGACGACACGGAGUUUAACGAAGCGCAAAAAAUAUUAGACAAUGUCGAAAUACCCAGCAAGAAAGACGAAAGUGACAAAAACCGUUGCUUUGGAGAAAUCGGUAGCAAUAAAGUGACGCUCUUGAAAGUUCCACACUUCGGCAACACCCGCACUUCGUCAGGUCAUGACGUUCUGGUUUAUGAAACAAUCCAAGAACUUAAACCGAAAGCUAUUGUUACUCUGGGAGUUUGCGAUGGUGUAAGGAAAGAAGCACACUUCCUUGGUGAUGUCGUAGUGUCAUCACAAGUUCACUUUCUUGAGCAACAGGAUGAAGAUUUGUCAAAUUUUGAUCGUACAACGUAUGACUGCAAUUUGGGAUUGGUGCAUUUGUUCGGCCGUGGGAAAUUUGCAUGGGAUGGUCCUUGUGAAAAUGUUGUAGUUCCAAAAGUCCAUAUUGGUCAGUUUAGGACAGGUUUACAAGAUGGUGACGACAAAAAGGGGGAUUUGCACAAAGCGGGGACAAUUGGAGUAGACAAAGUGUCAAAACGUAGGUAUACUAAUGGAAUGAUUUCCUAUUGGAAAACUGGUAUAUUGUCAGUUAGAAGCGUCGUCCCGGGUGAAUUGUCUAAAUCUUCCAGAUCCGAGGAGAAGACGGUUGUGCAGUAAGAAUAAUUAAAUAAUCAAGUCCUAUUUGUAAUGAAAAGACGCAACCAAUUUCAUAACUAAUAUCAUUUUAGUCAAUUUACUCGUAAAAACUGUACCGAUUAAAGAUUUAUCGGGACGUAUACAUACGAGCCCGCGUACAUUCCGCACGGUCAGGUGAGUGCAGAAAUUUUAAACACAAAAUCUAUAUAAACGUGAAAAUUUAUAUUAUUGUCUGAGCUUUUAUUUAAGAUAAAGAAGAAAUAAAGAUUAUUUACAGUUUUUAUAGGUUUGAAUUGAAAUUUAAUGUCAGAAAUUACUCUCGUUCUACGCACUCGCAGUAUUAUAAAUAUUUCGCCAACACGCGUUAUUUACACUAUUCAAAAACGCAUUAUAUAUUCAAAUAGUCAAAAUGGCUGCCAUUCCAUCAACCUGUGAGCUUGGAAUGCCAGUGCCUAUAGACAGGGAUCGAAUCUGUAAGUUUCUAAUGACAAUUAGACGCCCUAAUCCGAGGCUAGAGAUAGUUAAAGCUCGUCAGAAAGUUAACAGAAACAUGUCACCUUCGGGUAACGCUCUCGUGUGGAAGACAUGGAUGUCUUUGAGUUUCGAUGUUUCCCUCAAAUACCAAAGAUAACCUCAGUUUUAUCGUUUUUAGGGGUAUAUGCAACAUGUCAGAACUCUCGAGUGCCGUGGCUGUCCUGUAAAUCUAUCGCAAAGUGGGAAAAUGAUGAAGGUCAAAAUUCGACUUGGUGUCAAUUUGGUGCUGCAGUUUCAGCUUCUUACAUUCAACAUGUGCUGAAGAGAUUUUAUAUUCCAGACGAAGUUCAAGGUAUGUACACGGUUACCAAAUAUAUGGAGAAUAAUACGCACAAAAACACCUGGACUAAAAUUUUUCUUGUUUAAAAUUAAUGGUGUUUAGAGUAACUUACUGUUCCUUGAUAAAUUUCCUAGUUAAUUUAACCACAGUACUGGUUGUUUGGUCACCAUUGUGGCUAAUCUAAACAGGAUUCCUGGUUCGUUUAACCAGGCUAUAUGGUUAAACUAACGAGAUCAUGUUAGGUGGAUUAUUAACCAGGAAUAUAACAUUUUGAAUGAUUUGGU